This is a messenger RNA of Octopus bimaculoides (California two-spot octopus), 1331 nucleotides long. RefSeq lists its product as uncharacterized. NCBI's taxonomy places the organism in Eukaryota, Metazoa, Mollusca, Cephalopoda, Octopoda, Octopodidae. The record is from RefSeq and is a predicted model, not a curated record.
CAUUGAAAAUAUUUAUUUCGGCUCUCCUGUGUUGAUGAAAAAUUUAAUCCAGCUUCCCAUGUAUCUGAGAUAGACUGGCCGGCCCAUGACAAAUCUGACAAAAGGGGGGACCCACAGAACUACCAGCUCACGAACUGCAUAUGAAAGUUGGCGCGCCAAUCAUGCUGCUAAGGAAUUUAGAUGCUUCAAUAAUGUGCAAUGGUACGCGGAUGAUUAUCAAAAAAUUGUGCUCCCGAGUUCUGUAGGCAACAAUCUUGAAUGAACCAGCCGUUGGCUAAGACAUACUUGCAACUACCAUGUCCUUUACCCACUCCAAUACGACCUACAAGUUUAAACAGAUGCAAUUUCCCAUCAAACUCUGCUUUCCCAUGACAAUCAACAAGGCGCAGGGACAAUCAGUGCAAGCGGUUGGUUUAAAUCUGACAGAGCAAGUAUUCUCACAGGCACAACUGUACCUUGGCUGUCCCCAUGGUCUUUCUAUUUGUGCACCCGAGGGAAGGACGAGGAAUGUUGUCUACCAAGAGGCACUCCAAUGAUUACGGCAACUUGAGCUGCUCCAAUUUCAACUCUGCAAUUUUUUCAUCGUCCUGCUAGCCCACCAGAUCAGUUGAUGUUUUCCUGAUACUGUGUGCUGUCAACUUUAAACAGAAAUAUAAGAAUGGCUACAAAUGACCAUCACUUUAGAAUGAUUUCAUAUCGUGUACCUUCACAGAAUACAAAAUUGAAAAAAUUAACCAAGACAAGUCUAAUUACUGAUUAUUGGUUAAAGCCGCUUAUGAAGAAUGACAAACCAAUGUGUCCUUGGUUGCUAAAGGGAUCUUCUGGAAAUGAUUCUACUUCUCUGUCACAUAUCAAGAAUCCUAAGAAACUUCAGUUAUCCCACACUCAGCCUAUUGACCGCUCAGAGCAUACUCGUGCUUUAAAUUCAGCUAAAAUGAGUAAAGUAGACCUACUGAAGAGGAAAUAUUGGUAUGAAGAACCGAAACCUGUAUCUAUCUCCAGCAAAUAUUCAAUGGGUGCAAAGAAUCACUUUCUUGGACUUUCUGAUGCCCCAAGGAGCUAGAAUUCUAACUAACAAUUUUCAAGAAGCAAUGUUGUUUAAUAAGAAACAUCUUUCCCUAAUGUUUGUGUCUGAUAAACUCAUCAGUAUUCCUGUUUUGAUUAUGUGAACAACAUAUGAAUUAUGUCAUACUUCCAAAAUUGAAGUGCUAUUUCACAUAAGCACACACACACACACACACACACACACACACUGUCUCUGUCUCUCUCACCAUCCCAUCCACACACAUGAAAAUUAUUAAGUGAUUAUCUUAAUAAAUUAAUCAACAAAA